UGCUGUAAAAUACACUAUGCUUGUUAUUAGAAGAUUGCUGAAGCAGAAGAGUCACUGGACUGUUGUUAUUACCGACCUGUAGGAGAGUAGACACCGGUUACGGGGACCGCGGGCAAUGCUGAGUGAAGCGAGAUGAUUGAGGUGUCGAUACCGUCUGUGGAGAAAGAAGUGGACCAGUCCGGCAAAACGCGCAAACUCUACAGGGUGGAGGUCUUGUUUAAUGGAAGGAAACACUUUGUAAUGCGACGACAGAGUGAAUUUCAAGAGAUACACCAGAAGCUCAAGAAGAUCCUUCAGCCUCCUAGUUUCCCUAGCAAAAGAAACCAGAAUCUACGCACCAAACCACUGGAGCAGAGACGACAGGAGCUGGAGAACUACUUACAGGUACUUCUCUAUCAGAAUGAAGAAGUUCCUCAAGAGUUGCUGGAUUUCCUGCAGUUGAAACACUUCCAUUCAGCAAACAAGAUCUGCAGUUUUCAUGAAGAACAUCUAAAAGAACAGGGACACAGCUGCAAGCUUUGGCAUCAAAGAGUGGUUGGCUUCUCAUGUGACCCCUAUCUCCUCACAUCAGACUCUGACCUUCCAGAUGUGGUUGUGGCUGGAGUCUUGCAAGGCCUUUUCCCGAAGGACACUAAGGUGAGCUUCAGCACAUGUUCCAAACCCAGUGUUACAUCCAGAUCCAGACAGCCUUCUGUGCCCUCCAUUGUCAUAGACAGAGUCAGUUUAAGUCCACUGCCUGAGACGGAGAGAACCCAAGAGACUGGAAGCAUCUCUAUUUUCAACUGUAAUAAAGCCACCUGCUUUUAAAACUGUGUCCUGGUGGCUGUUUGGUUGGAUGUGAGGAGUUGCUCAUGUUUACCUCUGUAAGGUCACAGGUAAAACCAAGAUGUCAUGGUGUUUACAACAUAAUGAUUAAUAAGUGACUUCUUUCUUCUCAAACUAGGGAAGAGUUUUAGAUCCAUCAGUGCACAUUCUUAAAUACACAUUUAUGCCUUUUUAUACAUUUGAUAGUAGAACAAAAUGAAUGUUUUUUUAAAUGACUGAUAAAAUGACUCAAUG
Messenger RNA from Trichomycterus rosablanca, 1059 nucleotides. RefSeq names its product sorting nexin 22 (gene snx22). The transcript is spliced from 6 exons. NCBI's taxonomy places the organism in Eukaryota, Metazoa, Chordata, Actinopteri, Siluriformes, Trichomycteridae. Bases 133 to 807 code for a protein of 224 amino acids. Gene Ontology annotation, molecular function: phosphatidylinositol phosphate binding. The record is from RefSeq and is a predicted model, not a curated record.